Stylonychia lemnae is the source of this 3333-nucleotide messenger RNA. NCBI's taxonomy places the organism in Eukaryota, Ciliophora, Spirotrichea, Sporadotrichida, Oxytrichidae. The record is from the annotation of a GenBank genome assembly.
AUGGUUAAAACCUAACCCUCAGAUGAAUUAAGACCUGAAAUAAGCGAAAGUGAAGAUCGUCAAUAACCUGACUCUUCUAAAUUUUCGUUCAAAUCAUUGCCAGUGAUGAUGUUCGAUAAAAUUUAGAAUCAUUCCACUUCUGAUGAAUUUGUAUAAGUCAAAUAACCUAGCGAAGAACCUUCCAAUAUUAUAUAGAACCGGAGUAAGGUUCUCCAUUAAUAUCCUUUAGGAAGUAUAGGUGAAAAGCAUUUCUUGAAAGCCAACCCAUUCAAUAUUGCAGCUAAACUUGGCGUCGAUAAAAGGCUAAAUGAUAAGGACUUAUCUUAGGACGACAGUAAACAUUCAGAUUCGGAGUAAUUGAUACCGCUCAAAAAGAUAAGGAAAUCUGGAUAGAGCGGAAACUUAUUGUAGGAUAAAGAUUGCUCUGAUGCCUCAUAUGAUUCCGAAGAAGAAAACUCGAUAGCAAGCAAAUAGUCAGUUAGUCUAGACAGUAAUGAUGAAGAUGAUUCUCCUCUAGAGGAAUAUCUAAAGCUAGGAUAGUAAAAUAAAAACAUCAUGUUGCAUCAUGAUAAAUUUUCAGAUAAGGCUGAAUCUCAUAUCAUACAAAAAUCUAUUUUGAUGGCUAAUAACAGGAAGGAUAUAAUAUCUUAGUCUAAUUAGGCGCUUUCACUGUUAGAGUAAAGGUUAUAAAACAUUCCAGAAUUUGAAAGCCCUGCUGCCUUAGGAAGUAAUUAAUUCAGAACGCGGAUAUCUAAAGAUUAAUUAAUUGGGGCAGAGGAAUAAAAUUAAAAAAUUAACUAAUUACUCAGUAGAGACUAAUAGAUGAUUGUAGAAGACUUACCCUAAAACUAAGAAAAUCAUUAAGAGGCCUAGAAUACUUAGAGGGAAAUGGCCUAACAGGAUAUGCUAGGUGAUAUUGAAAAACUGAAUUAGCCAGGGCCUCUGCAAAAUACUGACUCGAAGAAGGAAAAACAAAUUGACUAUGAUAUUUUCGAUUAAUCGUAAAUUAACAUUGUUAAUAAGGGACCUAGGAGGCCUCUGUCACCCUAUAUUUUCUUCAGUUAGGAAAAACGUAAAGAGCUCAAAAAGGAACAUCCUGAUUGGAACUCAACAUAAAUUAUGAAAUAGGUGAGUGUCCUAUGGUAGAGAAUGUCUGCAGAGCAAAAGAGGGAUUUUUAGGAGUAGUCUAAAAAAGAUAGAGAGAGGUAUGAGAAUGAGAGAUCUGAUUUCGUAGCUAAGAAAGAAGAGGACCCUAAAUUAGAAUUAGCCCCAUCAGUACUAGAAACGGUUAAGCAAAGAUCGCAGAUUUUGAAACAGUAGCUAGAAAAGAGAAAAAAGUCAGAUGACAUAUACAUAGACACACUUUUACCAGCAAAACGAUAGAGAAAAGUAAGGAAAAAUUCAAGCAAGUAACUGGAGCAAUUGGUAACCAAUGAUUAGGAUAGACUCAAAUAAAUAGCUCAUGCUAACUCUGUCAAAGUUCCUUAGAAAUCAAUUAUUCAUGAGAUUAUGCCGAUGCAGUAGUAAAUUUUCCACAAUAGAGAAUCGAUGGAUGAGAAAAAAGAGACGAGUUCAUUUACAAAUUUACGAUUAGCAAUUUAAUAAAAUUAAAAAAUAAACUAAAAGGAAGAAAUCAAAUCAUCUCAAAAUGGACAUGGAGAAAGCUCUCCAAUUAAGACUAAGACUGAAGUAUAGAUAGAAAGAGAUCGCUUAGUUCAUAGAAUAUAAUCAGAUAUUAGUGUUCAAAAAUAAAGUGAGCAGUCCACAGGAAGAUUCUAAAGUAGGACUGGCAGUAGCAUUACCUAAAUCACUUAAUUAAUGUAAAGAGGUGAUGUUUCGCCAAUGAAUGAUGCACCUCCUAGGAUAUAAGCAUUCAAUAGUCUCCAGCUAUAGAGAUAAAGACUUGCGCAAUAGCAGGAAUAUAACAAAUCUUCUGUUAAUUUAAGCUCUGAUUUACAUCAAUAGAGAUUCUUACCUACUCCUCUCAUGAGUAGCUCAUCUCUUUAACAAUUUGCAUUUACACCAAGAAAUGAAACGCAAUUCUAAGCUGCUUAGUUAUAACCAAAUCAAUUUGGCAGAGGAAUCCCACCAUCUCCAGGUAGAAACAAUCUUAGCAGUAAUACUAGAUUACCAUAUCAAACUUUUUAGUCACUUACACAACAAUAAAUCUUCCCAAAUCAUAAUAUCUUAUCAUCCAGCUACCAACUACCAUAAUAGCAAUACCUAGGACUUUAAAAUCAGCAUCUCAACCACUAAUAUUUGCAGUAAUAGUAAUAUAUACCUCAAGAGCAUCUCCUUAAUCAUGCCUAGCUGAACUACUUCCUCCACUAGCAGUAGUAGCAUCAAUAAAUAACUCUAGGUGCUUCACAUCCCCCAAGCUAGGCUUAGAUAUAGUCACAGCAAUAAUAACCACCAAGUGUUAGUCAAGUAGCCCCUCAAUAAAGUUAAGUUCAAAAUGCCUCACCAUUAACUCACCCAACUCAGCAAUAAUCUUCUUCAGCAGCUAUCCCAACAGCUACAGGGUCAGGAAUAGAAACAAACAAUUUGCAAGGCUUUACUUAAUUCAUUCAGGGCAACCCUUAGAAUCAAUCAUAAGCACCAAUUUAACUUAUGUAAGCAGCAGAAUUUAACCACUAGAUAGUCCAAUAAUCUCAUUAGUAACACUAGCAAUAAUAAUAAUAGCAAUAAUAGCAAUAACUUCAUCAGUAAUAACAAUAGCACUAGUAACAUCAGCAGUAGUAACAGUCUCAUUAGUAACAACCUCAACUCUAGUCAUUGAAUAGCCAUUAAUCUCAAAACUUUUAAAAUCAUUUGCAUGGAAACCAUAUUACUACCUAUUAUGAUGAUCAGUUAAAAGCAUAAGCUUAAGCAAAUUUGCCUCCAAUCAAUAUUCAACCGUCACAUACUAAUCUUACACCAUUCCAGUCAAGUAUUUAACUGCCAACAAUUCCAUUUUAUGGGAGUUGGGGUUACUAUGAUGCUAAAAAUCAUCUUCGGGGAAACAGUAACAUCAAUUUAAAUGAAGACGAUUUUAAUGAAUUUACAAAUAUACAUCUACAGAGAUAUAACUCAUCUUUAAUUAACAAUUAAAGCACUUUAAACCUGAGUUUCCCACAGAUUACAAACUACCAUUAGGGCACGUUUAAUUUAUUGGGAGGCCCUGGCAGCAGUUCUAACCUACACAUCCAGAACCAACCAGCUUUCUAUCCAUUCGUACUUCAAAAUGAUUAGGCGAAGUAAAAAGUUGACGAAGAGCAAGAAAAUAAUGAUUAAAUAGAGUCCCACAACGAUGAAGAACUUUUAUAGCUUGGAAAGGCAUCAUAGAAGCAAUGA